AUGAUCAUUGUCGGAGAAUGGGCUGUGCUGUUCUCAGCGUUUGUGUGUUUCCUUUCAACGGAUUCGAAGAAUACUUGCUUAUUGUGGCUCUCCAACAAGUUAGUAUCUGUGCAGCCGUCUUCCAGAAUAUCUGAAGAGAUCCUAUGGAAAUCAUUCAAAAGACAGUAUGACAUUCAAGAGUCUCCGAAUGACUCCGGUAUGAAUCUUACAUUGUCCUUUACCACGAACUUAUGCAAUACUGUAUUCAGUGAUGAAAUUGAUGGAAAGGCGUGGGGUGUGAUGGGUCGCUUGAAAGAAGCCAAAUGGAGGAUUAACCGGAAGUCUGAAAUUACCACGGAACUUCACACUAGGAGUAUGCGAAGCGAUUAUAGUCGCGUUUCGGGUACAGUCCAUGCUGAAGAGGCUCCUCUAUCCACCGUGCCUAUGUAUGAUGUAUUCCUCGGCGGUUCAUGUGGAACCACGGUGUGGCGACGGCAAUUAGUCAUACCAUUUCUGAAGAAAAAAGCUAUCUCCUAUUACGACCCGCAACGGAGCGUUUGGAGUGAGAACAUGAUCUAUGAAGAAAGCAUUGCUAAAGAAAGGUCGUCCCUCUUUCUGUUCGUCAUAGAUCCCGCCACUGUGAAUGCGACCUCUUUUCUUGAGAUUGCAUAUUUCGCAGCAAGAAAAUCCCCCAAAUUGGUGGUAGUAUUUCUUGGGAAGACGGAAUGGAAGCAGAAAGCACAUCCCGACGAUUUACCAGACCGAAAUAGGACCUGUAUGUUACUUGAUAGGAUUCUGGAUGCUCAUAAUGUGCCCAUGCUCUACAGUAUACAGGAUGCACUAGAUUAUAUUGAAGAAGAAAUAAUUGGCAGUAAGCGGUGGACGGAAGCUCUGCGAGAACCAUGCCAACGCCUGUCAUUUCUUUCCCUCCGAACCAAAAGGGUGGCUCGAGCUGCUCAAUUCCGAGCACGUAGCGCUUGGUUGCGGAUGAUAUCCUACGCACGACACGUUACGUUAGCCUGUGCAGCGGACACAAUCAUUUUCAUAACCUGCCAGAUGGUUGCUCCAAAUAUCCCAUUCUAUUUUAUUCUUCUGCCUCUCAUAUUGCUCAACAUUAUCGUCAUAUUCGCUACUGAACGAUUCCAACGCUAUCGGGCUCGUCGUCCUCGAGCCGUUGCCGACUCGUCCUAUUUUCCGCUACGAGCUUCGGCGGCAAUUCCUUCACCGCGAAUGUCGACUACCUUGCAACCUCUCAAUCCUGUACAUUCAAAGAGCCAUUUGUUACGUUCAAAACGAUUCUGUGAUGGCAUCAUUGAUGACGGUUUCUCUCUUUUCACUGUACCAGAAUUGUCACGACGACGCUCACAGAAUGGACGGGUGAUUAAUCCAGUUACACCGGCACAUAUUGAGCUGGCAUCCAGUGCUCUUGAUGACACAUCAUGGGUAAACCGAGUGGUUAUUCCGUACAUGGACCGUAACAAUCUUCGUUACUCUCGAUUUUUGGUGAUGAGCGACGUUGAGCCCGAAAAUCGAAUGAAGUGCCUUGUGACAUGGUCUUCUCAGUUAAAGCAUUUUUUCUACCAUAUUCCGUCUACAAAAUCAUUUCUGUCAGGGAUGGUGGAGGUAGCGUAUAUGCUAGGCCACACUAAUUGGCAAGUGACGGUCUGCGUACCGAAGGAAGCCGAGUGCUUGGAAGCACCGACAACAAACGAAGAUGAGGUAGCACGAGCCUUUAGGCGGCGGCGGAAUGAUUGCUACCAGAUCGCCUUUUGUUAUCUCAAGGAUAUGGCAAAACGUCGUCAAUGCCGGGUCUUUUCGGAAUUGGAAGAAGCGCUACAGUAUGUCACAAAAAUGUCAGCUGUUGGGUUAUGAUGUUUCCUGCCGCAUUCCUGUUUAGAUUUGUAGAAAGAUUGUGAUAUUCCGGUAUAUGUCCUCUUGCUCAGUCAAAUUCUCCUAGUCUUUUAUGUGUAGGAUUGUAUUAUAUGUAGAAUUGUUACGUUGUUGGUCAGCUCUAUUAUCUCAGCAUGUCUUCGAACGUGCUUUAUUUCCAUAACUACCUUUAACAGUCCCUCAAACCGUUGAUUCUAAGUCUGUAAAGAAAACUCGAACAAUUUUUUAAUUUGUUUUAACUGUCAGAAAUACCAGUAAUUCUCAGAGUUCCCGCGCAAUACAUACCAGCAUUUAACUAUCUUCGACGUUCAAGCACGACGUGUAGAAGGGAUCCAGUAUAUACUCACGGUGCUUCAUUAGCUGUGAACCCGAACCUAACCUUAUCAGAGUAAUUUAAUUCGAAUGCACAUGUGAAUGUUAUAGUGUCAUAAUUUUUGAUCAAUUUCUAAGUGUUCUGCAUCAUUUAUUACUGAAUGUAUUAACAAAUAAGUGUCUGUUACGCAUAUUCGACAUAAAGUGCCCAGGGAUUCUGCUGUUAUUACGUUGGCCUUGUUAUUUCUCUUCGUUUUAUUAUUUGACUUACCAGUUCACAUAAUGAUUGUCUCAUCAUUCGUAAUAUUUUCUCCUAUUACCAAAUGUUCAAAUGGCCUCUAUUUAUUUUGAGAGAAUAAAUAGCAAUAGAUUUA
Messenger RNA from Cylicocyclus nassatus, 2555 nucleotides. The record is from the annotation of a GenBank genome assembly. NCBI's taxonomy places the organism in Eukaryota, Metazoa, Nematoda, Chromadorea, Rhabditida, Strongylidae.